This is a messenger RNA of Drosophila sechellia, 1521 nucleotides long. RefSeq names its product pyridoxine/pyridoxamine 5'-phosphate oxidase. Lineage: Eukaryota; Metazoa; Arthropoda; Insecta; Diptera; Drosophilidae. Gene Ontology annotation, molecular function: pyridoxamine phosphate oxidase activity; FMN binding. Gene Ontology annotation, biological process: pyridoxine biosynthetic process; pyridoxal 5'-phosphate biosynthetic process. The transcript has 3 exons. The coding region runs from base 109 to 750 and encodes 213 amino acids. The record is from RefSeq and is a predicted model, not a curated record.
ACUGUGCUUCUGUUACGCUUCUGUUGCAGUGCUGUUAGCGUUAACAGCGGGCAAAGUGCGCCAAAUUUGAAUGCCAGUAAAUUACUUCAAUUUUAAGAACCCACCAAUAUGACCUCCUCUUUGGCGAAAAUCGAGGACUUUCCCUCCGAUCCCGUUGAGUUUUUUAAGAAGAUCCUUCAGGAAGCUGCCAAAGGACAUCCCGAUGGAUUCGUGCAGGAAAUGAACCUGGCCACCGUGGACGAGGAAUUCGGUGUGCUCAACCGUACUGUCCUGUACCGCGGACUCACCCAGGAUAAUUGCGUUUUCUACAUAACCCAUCGGUACGUUCGAAACUUCAAGAACCUUCGGGCCAAUCCCAAGGCCUGCAUCACCUUCUAUAUGCCGGAUGUUAAGGAUGGGGCCGGAAAUCAGAAUACCUGGCAGGUGAGAUUGAUUGGAGCCACCGCCGUGGAACUUGCCCAAAGCGAAAUGGAUGCUCUGUGGGCCAAGGAGAAUUUGGCUGCCCAAAUCAGGGGUCACAUCUGUCCCUGUGGAGAACCGAUUAACUACGAUGAUCUCAAGGCGAAGCACGAUCAGUUCCUUCAGGAUCACAGAGGAAAAUCCAUCGAGAGGCCAGCAAGCUAUACCGCUUGGAAAUUCCAACCGCAGCGUUGGGACUUCCUGAAGGUGGGUCUCGACCAAAUCGCGGAUCGGGUGCAGUACCGCCUUCAGAAGGAUGGGAAAUGGGCAUCCAUGCACGUGUCCACCUAAUUGUGGUAUACCCCCAGUAAAACCAUUAUCUUGAUUUUGGACGAUUUCAUUUUAUUCAACAAUAUCUUUCUACAAACAGCUAAACGUACAGACUAACAACUAAAUUUGCUUCCUUUUCGACAUGUUUAACAUACAAUUACAACAUAGUUAAUAAAUAUUACACAAAACAGCAAAAAAAAGGACGUUUAAAGAAUACAGUUAGCAUAGAGUUACACAGGUUCCAGUAACAUUAGAGCAGGUUAGUUACAUAAGUACAUACACAUGCUUAAUUGUCUUACUUGCUUUGCUACACCACACACAUAAUACCCAGUGAGUUUCGGUUCCGUUUUCUACACAAAUGCGCUGAGGGGCGUGCCCCCGCCCCCUGGUGGACUAUCCCGACUAUAUCGCGCUGAUCGUCUCGCGGAUCCAGGCGGCAUUCGAGGCGAUCUUGUCGUACAUCCUGGGCCGCUCCACGCCCGUGGGUCCGCACGCGAUCCGCCAGGAGGAGACCCCAAUGAGCGCCCACUGAUUCGUUCCCGGAAUUAGGCACUGGACGGGCGCUCCCGAAUACUCCUCUUGCUGAAAAUGAACAAAACAAAAAUAUUAUAAAUAUCAGAGAUAAAUCAAGUAAUUGGAAAUUAAAAAUAUAUUUAUAAACUGUAAUUUUGGUCCACUCUAAAAAAUAUAAUCUAUAUAGUUUGUAAAGGCUCAGAUUAAUUAAUUAACCGUUAAAAAUUUGAUUGUCAACAGUUUCUGUAAACUUUCAAAUUAAAAAUAAUUUCGUAAUAA